Penicillium bovifimosum is the source of this 990-nucleotide messenger RNA. RefSeq names its product arylformamidase. Bases 1 to 990 code for a protein of 329 amino acids. The transcript has 2 exons. Lineage: Eukaryota; Fungi; Ascomycota; Eurotiomycetes; Eurotiales; Aspergillaceae. Gene Ontology annotation, molecular function: arylformamidase activity. The record is from RefSeq and is a predicted model, not a curated record.
AUGUCGGAUCACUCAGCAACACGCACCGUGGCCUAUGGCCGAGUCCAUAAUCUGCAAAGCAUCGAUGUGACGACUUUGGCUCCACGUAAAGAUGGCUACUGGGUGAUCUACAUCCAUGGAGGCGCCUGGCGGGAUCCAUUGGUUACUGCAGCCUCCUUCAAGGCCACAGAAUCUAUUCUUCGGGAUGCGGACCUGCCUAUAUCCGGGUUUGCCUCGAUCUCCUACCGUCUCAGCGCACACCCCAAUCACCCGCAAGACCCAGGCAACACCGCCCCAAAUGACCUCCGAGAGGCGAAACAUCCCGAUCAUAUCCGCGACGUGGAGGCAGCGCUUGCUCUCCUUCAGAACACGUACGGGUUUGGGGCGCGAUAUAUCCUGGUUGGCCAUAGUUGCGGUGCCACGUUGGCCUUCCAAGCCGUGAUGGGCGCAGUCGCAGAUCAUCGUGAACAGGCCUUCACUGGGGGAGCAGAUACUUCCGAUACGAAUGUCAAGGUUGUAUCUGCCUCACCUGGACCUCUACCACCUCCGUUGGCAGCGCAGCCCAUUGCUAUCGUCGGAGUGGCUGGUAUCUACGAUCUGCGACUCCUACGGGACACACAUCGUGAUAUCUCGAUAUACCAAGAUUUCCUUGAAGCUGCAUUUGGAACGGAUGAGAUGCUCUGGGAUGCGGUGUCACCGGCUCAAAUGGUUGGUUCUCGCGGAAUAGAAGGCGGUUGGAAGUCCGGAAGGUUGGCUGUCCUGGCGUAUUCCAAAGACGACCCGUUGGUGGAUGAACCCCAGCUGGAGGUCAUGAAGGAGGCUUUGAGGCAUUGGGAGCAGAAAGAGGCACAGAUACCUGUGCAAGAGUUGUCAAACUGUGAUAGACGGGUCCGUGUCUUGUCUAUCAGUGGUGGCCACGACGAGGCAUGGGAGAAGGGUGACGAGCUAGCUCGCGCGGUGAAGUUUGCUUUCGAGCAACUACAGGAAAUGGGGCUGGCCCCGCAAUCCUGA